ACUUUGUUCAGUCCUUCGUUGCCUCCCGUGCCAGGAUGGCGGCGCUCUUCCAGGUCCUAGCAGUGGCUCUCCUCUUCGCCUAUGCUUCUUCCCAGCUUUAUCGAGAACCAGAGCUCUGGCAAGACGAUUAUGUCAGCGAGAUCAGUGACCAGAGCGACACCGACGUUCCCGACGAUCCAGACUUUCUGGCUUUGCUGGCAGCUGAAGACGAGGAAGACAAAGACGACAGUGAGGAUGAGGAUGACGACCCCCUGGAGCAUUUUGUCGACGUCUUGAGGAAACUGAAGCAGGAGGAGGGGAUUGACGAAGACGUGAUCUCGCUCCUGCUUUCGGAACUCGAAGGCGAGGACGAGGACGAGGAACAUGACAGUGAAGAAGAAAGCGGAGAGGAACAAGUCGCACGCGAGCUAAGGAGGGAGAAGAGGUCCCCUGCGAGAAGAAGCUCCAGUAGAUCGUCUUCGUCUCGAUCGAGAGGAAGUGGGUGGCUCGGCAGGAGGUCCAGCAGUUCGUCGUCGUCCAGCAGCAGCGGCAGCGGCAGCAGCAGCAGGAGUUCUGGCGGAUGGUUCAGAAGAAGCAGCUCUUCUGGUAGCAGUAGCAGAAGUGGAAGUAGCAGCAGUAGCAGCAGUGGCAGCAGCAGUAGCAGCAGUGGCAGCAGCAGUGGAAGCAGCAGCAGCACUGGAACAAGCAGCACCGGAGGAGGGUCAUAUGGAUGGAACACUGGAAACAACCGAGGCACUGCCACAGGUGCAACAGGAGCUGGAGCUGCAACAGGUGUCUCCACUGGCACUUCGGGUACAAGGCCUGGCUACCCCACGCAGCCAGGAUACCCCUCACAACCUUACAAUCCUAACCCAGGGUAUCCCACGCAACCGGGAUCUUCUAGCGGCUACCCAAGCGGCACAGUCCCUCACAGUGGCUACCCAACGGGAUCCCAGCCUGCCUCUGGAUAUCCAACUGGAACAAAUCCCGUUUCUGGAGGCACGAGACCUGGCACAGGAUACCCUGCUGGACCUCAGCCCGCUCCGGGAUAUCCGACUGGGACACAGCCGGGCUCUGGGUACCCUGGAAACACGCGACCUGUUGCAGGAUACCCAACCAGUAAUCAACCCGUGCCCGGAUACCCAACUGGAACACAGCCCGGUGCCGGAUACCCUGGAAACACGCGACCUGUUGCAGGAUAUCCAUCCAGUAAUCAACCCGUGCCCGGAUACCCAACUGGGACACAGCCUGGAUAUCCUGGAAACACGCGACCUUUUGCAGGAUACCCAUCUGGCCCUCAACCCGUGCCAGGAUAUCCAGGAGGCACUCGACCGUUUGGAGGCUACCCAGGGUAUCCAGGCAGCACAGGCUUUUCCACUGGGUAUGGGUACGGAGGAUAUCCUGCAACAGGCUACUCCGCGGGAGGCUAUUCCUCAGGUGGCUACGCCACUGGGUUCCCUGCCGCCGGCUAUGCAGCGGGGGGAUUCGCCGGCUAUCCCGCAGGAGGGUUCCCGAUGCCCAAGAGGAAGAAGACGAAGAAGGAGAAGGUGAAGGAGGUGGUGAACAAGGCCGUCACCGGCUACCUCGCGCACAAGGCCGCCAAGAAGAACAAGUUCCUCAACCCUUCGCACAUCCACGGCUUCGGCCACGGGCGCGGCGGCGGCUUCCACGGGAUGGGCGGCAAGUUCGGCGCGGGCGCCCUGGGCGGGCUCGCCGUCGGCAAGACCGCCAAGACGCUCCUGGGCGCCUACAUGAAGAUGAAGAUCGCCAAGUACGCCCUCAAGUUCGGAGCCGAGGCCGCCAAGGCUUACUUCCAGUACAAGCUGCACAGGGAUCUCGACGACUACACCAUCAACAAGUUCAUCCACAGGUACCACCAGCAGCGCGUCAGCAGUUUCGGCCGACGGCGCUACCACAACCAUCGCGAGAAACCCGACUCCGACGAGACGGCCGCCAACAUCACGCUGGGUGAAUUCUGUUACCGACCUUGCAUGCCCAACGACACUCGCAUUUGCCAGUUCACAUUUGAGGUUCAUCUCUACCAGACCUUAUCUAGGGCGUGCUACAAAUGUCCCAGCAACGCCACAGACUGCGACCGACCCGAGUGCGUGGCCGGGGACGGGACGCGCAGGAUGGUCACGGCGGUGAACAAGGGCAUUCCAGGACCGUCUAUUCAGGUGUGCGUCGGCGACAAGGUUCUCGUGGACGUCCUGAACGACAUGCCGUCCACAGCCGUCACUCUCCACUGGCACGGCCUCACGAUGGGCCCCUCCUUCGCCGUGCCCCGAGCCGAGAAGACGCCCUUCAUGGACGGCACCCCGGGCAUCACGCAGUGCCCAGUGGGUCCCUCGUCCGGGUUCAGGUACUCCUUCAUCGCUUCCAAUCCCGGCACUCACUUCUGGCACGCGCAGACAGGUCUUGAACGCGGCGACGGUGUGUUCGGCCCACUCAUUGUGCACCAGUCACAUGAAAAUGAUCCUUACCAGAAAUUGGCACAACAUAUCAUGACGAUCAAUGACUGGUUCCACUCCUCGACGCAGUCCAAGUAUGUCCUCCGUCAGCACAGCAACCAGGAGGCCAAACCCCAGUCCAUCCUGAUCAACGGCCGCGGUGCCCAGAAGCACGACGCGGAUGAAGUCGCUCGAGUUCCAUAUUCAAAAUUCAUAGUGGCUAAUGACACCCGCUACCGCAUGCGGGUCAUCAACGCUGCGGUGACCAACUGCCCCGUGACCGUGACGGUGGACAGCCACGACUUCGUCCUCCUCGCGGCAGAUGGCAGCCUCGUGUCGCCCAUGAACACCACGUCGCUCCUCAUCUAUCCAGGAGAGAGAUACGACGUGCUGAUCGCUGCGGAGCAACAGACAUCUCCUGACGGCGGAGUCUUCUGGAUGCGCGUGCAGGGCGGGAACGACUGUGGCCACCUUCAGCAGUACGCAAUUUUCCAGUACCUGCCCACGAACUUCUCCUUCGCCGAAGCUCCGCCCACCGUCCCUCCGCAGACCACGCCCACUCCCAAAACGCCACCUGCGCCAGGAUCGCAAGACUUCAGCGGAGCAUGUGGCACCGAAGGGCAGCGCUGCGUCUCUGGUCUGAGGUCGCCCACGGAUCUGCCCGCCUCCCUUCAGGUCGCCAAAGCAAAUACUACUCUCUACCUCGCCUUCUCCUCCAAAGAAAUUCGCAACGAGAAUUUCUACUCCAUUCUCCUCUAUGAUAUCUAUGAAGAGACCGACCCUUCGAAGAGACUGGCAACGCCCCAGAUCAACCACCUGAGCUUCCGCGCUCCGCCCAUCCCCCUCCUGGUCAACCACCGCCCACUCAAGUCCGAGAACUGCAGCAGCGAGGGCGUGAGGCGAGGGCACUGCACCGCCGACUUCUGCGAGUGCCUCCACGUCCUGCAAGCUCCGAUUGGGGCAAUUGUAGACCUCGUACUCAUCGGAGAGGGACCUGCCAAUGGCACUUCUCAGGCGGUGCAUCUGCACGGCUUCAAGUUCUGGGUCCUGUCUCAGGUGGCGGCCGAGGACGUGCCCGCGUCGACCAUGACGACCACGACCACCACAACGACCCCAUCCCCCGACGACGAUUCAGAGGACAGCGUGGACAUUCCUCCUGCAGGCGACGAGUACCUCUCACGGGAUAAGGUGAUGCAGUUGGACGCGGAAGGGAAGCUGAAGCGCUACGUGCUGGACCCCGUGGCCAAGGAUACCGUCACUAUCCCGCCAGGAGGGUACACCAUUGUCAGGAUCGUCGCCGAGAAUCCUGGAUUCUGGAUGCUUGAGAGUCAGGUCCUCUUCAAUGCAAUGGCGGGCCAGAGCCUCAUCCUGCAAGUCGGCAACACCGCAGAUUUCCCUAAACCACCAAAAGACUUUCCCAAGUGUUAAAUCUGCUAAAACAACUUCUUGAUUUGUUGUGUUACAUUUUUUUCCCUCUCUGUCUUUCACUUUCUUUCCUUCCUCCCUUUUCUAAUUAUGAUUUUCUUCCUAUCCUUCUUUUACUCGUCUAUCUCAUCUAUUUUUCGUUGUAUAACCUUCAUAGAUCCUAUCAUCUUAAUCAUUCCGAAUCUUUCGUACUAAUCCAAUGAAAUCCUCUCUCUUUCUCUCUCUCUCUCCCCCUCUAUCUCCC
Messenger RNA from Penaeus indicus, 4098 nucleotides. RefSeq lists its product as uncharacterized. The record is from RefSeq and is a predicted model, not a curated record. Lineage: Eukaryota; Metazoa; Arthropoda; Malacostraca; Decapoda; Penaeidae. The transcript has 14 exons. Gene Ontology annotation, molecular function: copper ion binding; oxidoreductase activity. The coding region runs from base 36 to 3857 and encodes 1273 amino acids.